Lasiodiplodia theobromae is the source of this 1077-nucleotide messenger RNA. Its product is annotated as C6 and c2h2 transcription factor. The record is from RefSeq and is a predicted model, not a curated record. The coding region runs from base 1 to 1077 and encodes 358 amino acids. NCBI's taxonomy places the organism in Eukaryota, Fungi, Ascomycota, Dothideomycetes, Botryosphaeriales, Botryosphaeriaceae. The transcript has 3 exons.
AUGAGUUACAAAAGCCUUGGGCACCUCCGAAGGGCCAGCGGCGAAGACACCAACUCCACGGAGAUUCCGCUCGUAACAGAGAGUGAGAAUCGGAGCCAGACUUCCGCGAAGGAAGCUGCCAAGAGACGCUAUGAGGACUGGUGGUUCUGGGAGAUCUCGAGCGCCGUUGUCAGCAUUGCCUCCGUGAUGGCCAUCAUUAUUCUCGGAGUUAGCAUUGAUCAGACGGCGUUGUCUGACUGGACUUUCAUCUUGGGGCCUGUAACUGCGCCUCGUGCCGAUAUUCAGGGCGCAUUCUUAAGCGGGAUAUUCAAUGGCGGCUCCCACUUCGAUUUUGUCUGCCAGUCCGGAAACUGCACUUGGGACGACUUUUACUCUAUGGGCACCGACGGCGACGUACAACCUCUCUCCAUUGACCCCAUCCCAUUCCGAACACCGCCAAAGGGCUACAACCACAGUGACCUCUACGGUCCCGGCGGCCACGAGCUCCCCUCUUUCGCAAUCACCCCCGCAGCAGCCGACUCCCUCCCGUCCACCCUCCCGCCCUUCGACUCCAACAGAUUCGACGUCUCCGUCGGCGACCACGAAAUCAUCCGCUCGUUCGUCCGCCGCAUGCUCAACUUCACCUUCGUCAACCAGGACCAACUCACGGUCGCAUCGGCCUUUGCCUACGGCGUCGAUGUCGCCGCGCUGAUGGGCAACAUGACGGACAGCCUGACCAACCUGAUCCGCACCGGCCCGAACGCCACGGUCGUCGAAGGCGUGGUGUUGCGGCCCGAGACGUUCAUAUCGGUGCAGUGGGCCUGGCUGGCGCUGCCGAUUGCGCUGGUCCUGCUUAGCGCGGCGUUUCUGGUGGCGACGCUGCUCGUUAGCAGACGUCAUUCCGUGCCGCUGUGGAAAUCUGGGUUGUUGCCGUAUAUUUUCCACAAUGAGUUAGCUGGGGAGUGGAAGGAGGAGGAGCGGCGUGCGAUUUACGAGGGGAGGGUUAACAAGAGGCCGGAGAUGGAAAGGAGGGCAAGGGGGAUAGGGGCGAAGUUGACGUGGAGUGAAGAGGGAGAGACGAGGCUUGUUAGAAUAUAA